AUGCGGAACGCGAUCGUGGGGGGGGGUGAUCCGAGAUGGUGUUGUCUCUCUCCUCCGCUCGCGCUGACGCCCGUGGCGACUGACUUCGCGUCGCUUUUGAGCCUUCUGGAGGUCGAACCCGCGCGAGACGACGGCGAAAAUACCAAAAAUCAGCCCGAGCCCGAACCCCCGCCCGAGGCGCUCUUCCCGCGAUCGGACUCGCUCAGGUCGAUCAACUCGGGCUCGUCCGUGGGGUCGAUCGUACCGAUCGACGACCUCAUCGCGCGGAGCGUGGACGACGGGAUGACGCGUCGCGGCGAAGACGACCUUCGCUCGCGCUCGAGCCUAAGCCUGGACGCGCUCUGGUCUUGCGGCGGCGGCGCCGCGACGCUCGACGCGGACGCGUGGUACACGACCGCGGGGAGGAAGAUCGCCGCGCCCGCGUUCAACCCGUCCACGCCGAUCAAUCGACGCGCGAUGUUCACCGGGGCGUCGAACGCGCUGCCGAGCGCGGCGGAGGUGAUGCGGACGUUGCGGUGUCUGGACGAAGCGCAGCGCUCUUACGGCGUCGUCGCGUGGUGA
Molecule: messenger RNA, 561 nt
Organism: Micromonas pusilla CCMP1545
Lineage: Eukaryota; Viridiplantae; Chlorophyta; Mamiellophyceae; Mamiellales; Mamiellaceae
Exons: 1
Coding region: 1-561 (186 amino acids)
Source: RefSeq, a predicted model, not a curated record